UCUGAAUUAUUGAAGAAGAAAGAUGGAGGAUACUAAACCAAAAUCCACACCAAUUCGGUUCUUAUCUUCUCUUUUGAUGAUAUCUCUCCUGAUUUCUUCAUCCUCUGCUCAGAAUUGUCAAUCCACAACAUUCUCCGGCAACAGGAUUUACUCCACUUGCACAGCUCUCCCCGUUUUAAACUCUUUCCUUCACUGGAAUUACCAUCAAUCCAAUCGGACUGUUGAUCUUGCUUACCGGCACACCGGCGUCUCUUCCACUAACUGGGUCGCAUGGGCGCUCAAUAUCAAUGGAGUUGGCAUGGCCGGCGCUCAAGCGCUCGUCGCCUUUCAGGGCACCGGAGGAAACAUGCAGGCCUACACCUCCUCUGUUAUCGACACUCGUAUUUCAACCCUCUCGCCGGGAAAUUUGAGCUUCAAUGUUCCAUCCAUCUCUGCUGAAUUUGUUAGUAGUGAGAUUAUUAUAUAUGCAACUCUUCAACUUCCCGGCGACGGUACUAGUUUCAAUCAGGUCUGGCAAAUCGGACCUCUUUCCGGUAACAAUCCGGCAGCACACAACUUGGCCGGAGCUAACGUGGCGUCAACAGGGACAGUAAAUUUUGCCGACGGCUCUGUGACGGGUGAUGGAGGCGCCGCUAUUACUAGACAGAGAAACAAAAAUAUUCACGGAGUAUUGAAUGCAAUCAGUUGGGGAGUGUUGAUGCCGUUUGGGGCGAUAGUGGCUAGAUAUUUAAAGGUGUUCAAGUCGUCUGAUCCGGCAUGGUUCUAUAUCCAUGUCGCGUGUCAAUCGUCUGCCUACAUCAUUGGAGUAGCCGGAUGGGGUACUGGAUUGAAACUCGGGGAGGAGUCUGGAUUAGACAAUACCACACAUAGAAACAUCGGGAUCACACUCUUUUGUCUCGGAACUCUUCAGGUGUUUGCACUUAUGUUGAGGCCAAACAAGGACAACAAGUAUAGAAUGUAUUGGAACUUUUACCAUUGGGGUGUGGGAUACGCUGUGAUCAUUCUCACCAUAGUGAACAUUUUCAAGGGAUUUGAGCUUUUGAACCCGGCCAAGGGUUGGAAACAUGCUUACAUUGGAAUCAUCAUAUCCUACGGCGCCAUCGCUGUCUUGUUGGAGUGUUACACUUGGUAUUUUGUUAUCAAGAGAAAGAGACAGACUCCUCUUUCCGGCGACAAAUACCCUUACGCCGGAAACGGGCAGCCCGGGCAAUCUGUCUAGAUCUACAUCUUAUGGGUAGAAACUUAAAAGAACAAGGGAUGGCCAUGGCCUUUCACACUUUACAUUUAUGGUU
Messenger RNA from Impatiens glandulifera, 1292 nucleotides. RefSeq names its product cytochrome b561 and DOMON domain-containing protein At5g47530-like. Lineage: Eukaryota; Viridiplantae; Streptophyta; Magnoliopsida; Ericales; Balsaminaceae. The record is from RefSeq and is a predicted model, not a curated record. Bases 23 to 1219 code for a protein of 398 amino acids. The transcript is spliced from 3 exons.